Messenger RNA from Benincasa hispida (wax gourd), 1916 nucleotides. RefSeq names its product Tetratricopeptide repeat (TPR)-like superfamily protein. Gene Ontology annotation, molecular function: mRNA binding; protein binding. The record is from RefSeq and is a predicted model, not a curated record. Lineage: Eukaryota; Viridiplantae; Streptophyta; Magnoliopsida; Cucurbitales; Cucurbitaceae.
GUGAGAGAAAAAUAACACGCAGAGGGUUUUGGGGUAUUUGAGCCUUCUUGUUCAUACCAGCUGUAUGGUUCGAACCACUUUCCCAUUUACUUGCAUUUUCGAUUUCAAUUCUGGCGGGUCAUGUCAGUUUACGAACUUCCUGUCCACAGGAAUCUUCUGCAUUGCUCCUACGCUAAUAGCAUUGCAUCUGUCCCAGUUGGUAACUCUCAAUUUUGGCCGCUUUAUGCCAUCAGACUCCUUAGCCAUCAGUCAUCUAGUACAAAUAUCUGUCCUGAUGAAGUGAAAGUGGGGGAUGAAGUCUUGAAUCAGAUUAUUGCUCCAAGGGAAAAUGCCUCAAGGUGUAGCCAUGAGACCUUUGAUGCUUGCAUUGAUAAGAUGUGUCGAAUUGGACAUCUUGCAGCUGCUGCUCAAUUACUUAAAUCAUUGUGCGAUGGGAAAAUACCUCUUAGCUCCUCCAAGGCAUAUGAUAUGGUUUUGCUUGCAGCAAGUGAAAGCGGAGACACCACCCUUUUAUUUCAAGUUUUUAAAGAUUCCCUGGUUUCCUGUAAAUCAUUGAGUUCGACCUCUUACAAGAGUUUUGCCAACGCCUUUACCAGGACAAAUGAUAGUAACAAGCUACUGGAAUAUGUCAAAGAAAUAAUUGAGAUGACCUUUCCAAACUGCAUAGUUAUAAACAGAAUUAUCUUUGCCUUCUCCAAAUGUAGGGAGAUUGAUAAAGCCCUUCAGAUAUUUAAUCAGAUGAAGCUUCUGUCAUGCAGACCAGAUUUGUAUACGUACAACAUCAUUUUGGAUAUGCUAGGUCGUGCAGGUCGCGUGGAUGAAAUUCUUCAUUUAUUUGUUUCCAUGAAAGAAGAUGGCAUUGCCCCAGAUAUCGUGUCCUAUAAUACAUUGAUAAAUAGUUUUAGGAAGGUGGGUAGACUAGAUAUGUGCUUGGUGUACUUCAAGGAAAUGGUUGCAGUGAGAAUUGAACCCGAUUUGCUUACUUAUACAGCUUUGAUAGAGAGUUUUGGUCGAUCUGGAAACAUCGAGGAAGCUUGGACACUCCUCAGGGAGAUGAAGCUUAAGAAUAUCUGUCCUUCAAGCUAUAUCUACAAGUCCCUUAUCGGAAAUUCAAUGAAGAUGGGGAAGGUGGAAUUGGCUAUGAACCUUCUCAAGGAAAUGAAAUUAAGUGAUUCAAAACUUGCUGGUCCAAAGGAUUUCAAACGAAGAAAAAGUUAACCAAUUACAAGGUUUCUUAGUGACUUUGAGGCUGAUAAACCUGUGAAUGGCAUGGCUUUAGUCUUCAAACUGAGAUCUGCCAGAGUGACUCCAUCUACAGUUUGGUCAGAUCGGAAGGUCCCCGAACUGUGAUGCCGAAGAGAAGAUAGCUCAAACAGAGGACACUCUCUUGGAAGUUAUGUACUUAAAAUGUUGGUAAUAUAUGAUGAUCGCUAAUUGGGAGCAGAUAUAGGGCUAUUCGGACGAGUUGAAAUUUAAGGACCGACGUGAUGAAGAUGAGGAAUUGAUCGAUUAUUUGGAAGAAUCGCUAGGUAGCUUUGAGAGAGCUGUAAAGAAAAUGGGAAUGCAACGGUUUCCUUGAACAAUGGAUAAUCUUGAUUCUGUUUCCUUUGCAAUAGAAAAUAGCAAAGGAGAGCCAACUCAUCAGAUUCAAUUUCUGUUUUCUUGAAGCCAAACCUUUCUUGAAGGAAAUUCCAUGUGAAUCUUUUGAUGGUUUCUACUUCAGUUCUGCCAUUUGAAUUGAUUUCCAACUUUUACAUCCAAGAAUUUCCUCUGCAGUCUUUCUUUUCACUUAUAUAUUCUUUGGCUACAAUUGGAAUAUAGAAUUUUCUUUCGACUGUUAAAAGGCAUAUUUGUAACCGUGGGAACGGUCGCUUUCAAGCUGGAAAUGUCGACAUUGAUAGAUAUUUUUUUGUAAA